AUGGUGAAAUCACGUGAGGAUAUAACGAAUAAAAUAAUGAUAGCAAAAGUAGAGAAAGGAUUGACGUGGAGUCAAAUAGCAGCAGCAUUAGGCAAAAGCAAGGAAUGGGCCACGGCCGCGUGUCUCGGUCAAAUGCAAAUGAGCAAAGAACAAGCUCAAAUCGCUCGUAAAUUAUUCGAUUUAAGUCAAGAAAACACUGCUUGGUUACAAAUGGCACCGUACAAAGGAUCUACCGGUACCUCCCAUGAUCCCUUGAUUUAUCGUCUUAAUGAGGUAAUCUCUGUGUAUGGCGAUGCAAUUAAAGAGUUAAUUCAUGAAGAGUUCGGUGAUGGUAUAAUGAGUGCGAUUGAUUUUACACUGAAAGUAGAACGAGAACAAUGUGAUGAGGGCGAUCGCGUUAGGAUGAUUUGGUCUGGAAAAUUUCUGCCGUAUAAGUCUUUUUGA
This is a messenger RNA of Anisakis simplex (herring worm), 444 nucleotides long. Lineage: Eukaryota; Metazoa; Nematoda; Chromadorea; Rhabditida; Anisakidae. The record is from the annotation of a GenBank genome assembly.